UAACGCUGUAUCAUUAAGUAUUUUUCUUCCUUUUUUACAAAGAUAUGACAAAACAAACUACGUCUCUAAAACGCUAUAUCUAUAAUUGAACGUUUUCCAGGAUGUUGGAAAAUCCUAAGCAUUUUUUUCCCCUCGAUGCUCAGCUGUCACCACUAGAUGUCGCCACCACACAACAGAAGAUCUUUAGUGACCAGUCAGAGAGCGUCGUGUUGCCAUGGAGAAAACUUUGUUGGUUUGCUCAACUAAUGGCUGAGUCAGUGGUUAGAGCUUUAUAUGGCAAAGCGACGUCCUUGAAUUUGGGCUCAAAGAAACUAAAAGACGCCCCUGAGUGUGUUCCCAGACUGACUUAGGUUCUCCUGCUGAACAACAACUGUAUCACCGCCCUGCCCGCCGAGCUGAUCUCUCUGCAACACCUGGUGGAGCUGAACUUGGGAAAUAAUGCCUUGAAGGAGGUCCCCGCUGUUUUGGGCCAUCUGGACUCCUUGAAGAACUAUCUGUUCAGCAACCAAAUCACAGUAGUUCCACCUGAGGUGAUAGGUGCUUUACGAAACCUUGUUGUGCUCAAUCUGAACCACGACCAAAUUCAAAGACUUCCACCAGAGACUAAAAGUUUGAGAGAGCUUCGACGUCUCAGUGCGCUGGACAACAAACUGGAGGAGCUCCCUGCAGAGUUGGGUCAUCUCACUAAACUGUCGGAGAUAAGCUUGACUUCCAACAAGCUGUCUCGGUUACCUCAGCAGCUGUGCCAGUGUAAAGACGUGACCGAGCUCCACGUGGCCAGAAACCAGCUGACCAGCCUCCCAGGGGACAUGAGAAAAAUGAGGAGAUCACUGAUGAUACCAGCGCACGCCGCUCUUUGUUCGUACAAGUGCUUCAAUGCAGACGGACACUCCUACUGUGGAGUUGCUACAAGAUGAAUACAAGUUUGUUAAAAAGCUAAUUGACGCCGGGAGGAAUAAAAACAGCACAAAUACAACAACAGCUCCAGACUUCACACAACCCGGACCAACAGAAAAGAGCAGCGUGAUUCAUCAUGCCCGCUUGUCCCCUUCCAAUCCAGCCUCGCCGACAACAGAUGGCCAUCUCUCCCACAAUGCCGAGCGGUCACAGAUGCCAACAGAAGAGGUGACAAACACUCUGCAGGUGUCUGUCCCUCUGCGUCUGUGGCAUGUGCACACGUUUGUGUGUGUGUGUGUGUGUGUGUGUGUGUGCGUGUGCGUGUGUGUGUGUGUGUAUGUGUGCAUGUGUGCACCAGGGGACAAAGAGCAUCUUUCUCGGAGAGUGUAAUUGAUAGCAGAGGACAACCUGCAGGAAGGAAGUGCCAUCGUAUGCUAAAUGGAUGGGCUGGCACAGACUGGCACAAACUGUUGGCACAGAUGCAGUAGAAGUUGACAUUACUCAUAAUGGAAACUUAUAUGAGUGUGUGUUUGUGUUUUCCCUACAAGUGAUUUGUAAAGCAUCGUUUACAGAAGCACAGAGAUCUGUAUGCUGACUACAGUUUGAACAAUGGCAAUGUCAUCUCUCACGCCCUAAAAAUAUCUCUGAUUCACGUUUUUUUUUGCAAAUGGUGUGUAUUUGUAACUUCUGUAACGCUAUAAAUUGAACCGUAGACACAUCUAGUAUCACUGCUAUCCAUGACUGCUUUUGCACUGCACUGUGCAAUCUGUUCCCUAGCCCUGUGUGCUGGCCAGGCCAGGUGUGGUGGUUGGCAAGGGCCAUCAGAGCCAGGUGAGCAAGCUGCUGGCCAGGUGCCCUCCAGAGGCCCGCUACACUGACCACAUACCAGAUGGCUGCGGAGCACCGGCAGGCAGGCAGGCUAGUACACGCACACACACACGCGCACACAUGCACGCACACGCGCACACACACACACACGCACGCACGCACACGCACACACACGCACACGCACCAGCACUCUUGUGUGCAGUAAAAAGGAGAGCAUUAGGAAACAUUGCAGCCCUCCAGUGAGUUUCAAAGUGAAAUGCUUAAUGUGUUUUUACUGUAUUUCUCGUCAAGCAGCUGAGGCAGAACUCAUGCACAACACAUAAUGGCUACAGUACGACCCGCUUCACCUCAGAGCUCACAUAAAUGUCACUCAUAAAGUCUCAAGCUGGACUAGAUCAGGAGGACAUUUUGAGGGUUUAUAGGACCCCGGUUUUGGUGCUGAAAUAAAUUCUUUGGCAUGUGAGUUAAGCUGCUAUUGGAAACAGUUGUCCGAUGUCCAGAGAGGUGCUACAAGCAAAUAAAUUAUGCUCAGAAAAUGCAUCUUUUAACUGUCGAGCUCUUGUUGUCUAUUUCAGAGAUUUUGUGUACAUUCACUCAUCUGCUUAAAAGUCAUUGAGUCAAAGUGGCUCACGAGCGACCAAAGACUUUACCGCUCACUGGCCACAGUCGUGUUGAACAUCAUAUGAAUGAUAUUUAAACAUAGCCUACAGCAUGUAAAGGCACAGUAAUUGUGUACCAGUAAUUUAUCAUAACUAGCCUCGCAGCUCCUCCGCUUCCACAAAGCCGCCCACGCCUGCUUUGGAUCCAGGGGUUGCUACAGAGCCCUGAAUCUCAGCCCAAAACUGAUUAGCCUGGCUCUUUGGGUUUGGGCUUGAUUCAGGAUCUAAUUCCCUCUGGCUCAAAUUAGGUCAGGUUUCAUUUUAUCCUUGCACCCCCCAACCACACACACACGCAUGCACGCUCGCACACACACACACACACACACACACACACACACACACACACGCACACAAAUUGUAGCGCCGUUUAUUUAUUUUUGUGAUGAAUUAAUGUCCAUUUUUAAAAUUAUAAUAUAAUAAUAAUUGUUCUGGUUAAAACAUCACCCAUACCAGGUCUUUACUGGGGUUAUUUCAGGGCACAGUUUCAAAACUUUCAAAUACUCCAUUUACCAUUGGGCCAAUUGCCACAAUCCACCAUAUCUGACGAGACCUGACAGUUAUUGAAGCUAAUGCCGUGACAGAACCUUUACGGCUUAUGAAAGUGUCAAGAACCUGUUUAAACGCAGAACACAUUUCAUUCAGGCUCGUAUUUCCAUAGCUACUGGUAUAUAUUAACACAGCAGUGUCUAUAAGACAUGAAAUACCAUAUAGCUGGCCUACAUACAUUACAUGCAGUCCAUAAUACCCAGCCAUCAUACAGAAACGAUGACAGUUUUUUUUUUUCCUGCAUUAACUGUUGGUUCAUAAAUCACACUUGUGGCCCGGCCCGGGAGAAGACAGAUUGGCCAUCUGUAAAUAUUUAUUCAGCAUCUCUAUAAUUAAACAGAGCCAAUGCAUCAUGUCAGGCAUACAUGUCUGAUGACUCCGGCUCGCAUACAGCACUGAAUAAUACAGUGUGGAACAACUUGGUCAAACAUUUGUUGUAGAUCUGUGGGAGGGAGAGAGAGAGACAGACAGACAGGGAAAGAUAGAUGAGUUCAACAUGUUAGGAUACUAAAGAAUGGAUUGAUGAAUGCAAGAUGUCAUUUGACAAAGAGCGAUAGUAGAAGAGAAAUCAACAGAUGAAAUGA
Molecule: messenger RNA, 3514 nt
Organism: Scophthalmus maximus (turbot)
Lineage: Eukaryota; Metazoa; Chordata; Actinopteri; Pleuronectiformes; Scophthalmidae
Gene: lrrc69
Product: leucine rich repeat containing 69
Molecular function (GO): protein binding
Source: RefSeq, a predicted model, not a curated record